AUGCUCAGUCGCAAUGCAUGUGCCUCCUCGUCGCGCAAGCUUGUGAAUCAAGCAUUCAUUCUUGCUCGCCGUCAACCACAGCGACGGGUCUCACAAUCAUCUCUCACACAUGACCAAGUAACAUCCCCCCACUUCAACGCCGACCUCGCCUCGCGGGACCGUUCCGGCUUCUCAGAUCUUGGUUUACGCUCCAGCAAACCUCCAGAUUCCAUCGAUUCGGACCCAAAAACCCCUUCCGAAAUAUCAGACCAAGACUGGGAACUUCGCACAGGACGCGCUAUUUAUGUAUUACAACAAACGUUGCCCGAUUUCUUCGCCACGGGACUCAUCACCUCCAUCGACAAAAGAACAGGCGCACCGGUACCUCCAUCCACCAGCAUCCCGAUCGCCAGCGCCAAUCCCCUCGAUUACCUCCCCUUCGACGACGACGCAGAGUCCAUAUACAGUCCAUUCGUUCAGUCGUCCUAUACACCCCCCGUCCCGCUCCCAGCUCCAUUCCCCAAGGUGCUCCAUGUAGAAGGCCUUCAGCUGUACCUCGCCUGUUCGGGGUUCGUGCGACAUACGAUGAACGCGCUAUACUCGGACCUUUCGGUCACGUUGACAAAAGUCGCUGUGAACGCGCCCUCACCACCGACGACGAAAUCGCUAGGAGGGUCAGCUGAGAUAGGGACGACGAAGAAGAAGGGUAGGGAGAAGAGUCUUCUCGUGCGGCAGAACGUUACAGGGAUCGCUAGGGUCAGUGGAAAGCCUGGGGAAUGGAUGGUGGAAUCAAUGUACAUUUUUUCGCCAUCAACGGGCCUCAUACAUAAACACGUCAUCAACUCGAUCCACCCUGCGCCUCAUGUGGCCGUGUAUGAGUCCCUGAGGGCGAGCAUGGGCAAGCUGCUUGGGUUGGGUGGGGGUAGUGCGCCCAGUCCGAACGGGGCUGCUUGUAAGGGUGCGGGGAAGGUUUAA
Messenger RNA from Laccaria bicolor S238N-H82, 954 nucleotides. RefSeq lists its product as uncharacterized. Lineage: Eukaryota; Fungi; Basidiomycota; Agaricomycetes; Agaricales; Hydnangiaceae. The record is from RefSeq and is a predicted model, not a curated record. Bases 1 to 954 code for a protein of 317 amino acids. The transcript is spliced from 4 exons.